AUGGUGGGCCAAGGAGACCCAGGUCUUGCCGACUCGCCGGUGGACGUCUUCACCAUCAUCGAACGCACCUGCUCUGUCUUCUCACUUCUGGGGUCCAUGUUGGUCAUCGCCACGUUCUCGCUCUCCAAGGCCUUCCACAAGCCCAUCAACCGUCUCGUUUUCUAUGCGAGUUUCGGUAAUUUGCUGACCAACGUGGCCACGCUGAUUGCGCGGACCUUCAUAAACAAUAUCGAUUCAGCAGGCUGCCAGUUCCAGGCCUUCCUUAUCCAGAUGUUCAUGCCCGCUGACGCUUUCUGGACAUUGGCCAUGGCCGUGAACGUGUACCUCACCUUCUACUUCAAGUUCGACGCACAGCGACUCAGGCGGAUGGAGGUGCCCUACCUCUUGCUGUGCUACGGCAUCCCCUUCAUCGUCGCCUUGGUCCUCAUCUUUAUCUCAACGCCUGAAAAGGGGCGCAUGUACGGGAACGCAACGCUGUGGUGCUGGAUCGCCCCCAAGUGGGACGUCUUCCGCAUUGCUAUCUUCUACGGGCCUGUCUGGAUCGUUAUACUCGUUACGUUUUUCAUCUAUAUAAGAGCCGGGCGUGACAUCUACAAGAAGCACAGGCAGCUGAAGGAGUUCAGCAUCAGCACCACUCGCCACGACGCCGCCGAGUUCCCAGCGCCGCCUGAAGACCUUUUCAGCUCAACUAAAACCACCGAAGUCUUUGUCACGACCGAAGUCAUCGACAAGCCCGGCGCUAUCGAUCUGGCACCCCUAGGAGGCGGUGGACGCCGAAAUUCAGAGACCCUCCCGCCUCCGAAACCAGCCAAAGCAGCCUACUCGGUCACCAUCUCGUCCAACAGACAUCGCGAACCCUUUGACGAGCCGGACGGCCUAGCACAAGGCACCACCAUGACAGUCGAAGCCCAACCUCACGCCGCCGGACUCACUCGAGUCACCAGCCACGCCACCAGCGCCACGGUGCAGAACAAGACGACCACCAUCGCCACGGGCACCACCACCCUGACCAGCAGCACCGGCAACGCGGCCAACGCCAACCCGCUCCGCCGGCGCGCCGCCUACGAGGCCAACAACGCCACGUGGUCAUACACCAAGUGCGCGAUCCUCUUCUUUACCGCCAUGCUCGUCACCUGGAUACCAUCGAGCGCCAACCGCGUCUACAGCGUCGUGCACUCGGGCCAAGCGUCGCUCGCGCUCGAGUACAUGUCGUCCUUUGUGCUGCCGCUCCAGGGCUUCUGGAACGCCAUCAUCUACGUGGUGACGUCGUGGGGCGCGUGCAAGAUGCUGUGGGAAGACAUCCGGGCGUGGUGCGGGGCGUCGGGCCGGAGGGGGCGGCGGGGCAGGAGGGGACUGCCGGAUCCGCACGAGUUGAUGCCCGGCGGAGGCGUGGGCAUGCACCUGCACCGGUCGACGUUCCAGAUGAUGGAGAGCGGCAAGAACGGGAGGAAGGCCAGCGACUCCAAGACGUACGAGACCGAGUCCAUGACGGAGCUGGCGGCGAGCCGGCCGGGGUCGAGCGGGAGCCCGACCACGGGGGCGGCUACGCCAACGGGCGGCAAGAUGGAGGUGUAA
Molecule: messenger RNA, 1575 nt
Organism: Parathielavia appendiculata
Lineage: Eukaryota; Fungi; Ascomycota; Sordariomycetes; Sordariales; Chaetomiaceae
Product: family A G protein-coupled receptor-like protein
Exons: 3
Coding region: 1-1575 (524 amino acids)
Biological process (GO): cell surface receptor signaling pathway; adenylate cyclase-activating G protein-coupled receptor signaling pathway
Cellular component (GO): plasma membrane
Molecular function (GO): G protein-coupled receptor activity
Source: RefSeq, a predicted model, not a curated record